UAAUAAAGGCCGCGUGUGAGUUUCUAUAUACAUCGGCCUUCUUUUAUACUCGCCGUCGCUUCUCGAGAGAAAAAGAAAGAGGGAGACAGAGAUGUCGUACUUGCUACCGCACUUGCACUCCGGCUGGGCCGUCGAUCAGGCCAUCCUCGCCGAGGAAGAACGUCUCGUCGUUAUCCGGUUCGGCCAUGAUUGGGACGAAACUUGUAUGCAGAUGGAUGAAGUGCUUGCUUCAGUUGCAGAGACAAUAAAGAACUUUGCUGUGAUCUACCUUGUGGACAUCACUGAGGAACAAGCAUAUUAUGAUUGA
Messenger RNA from Lactuca virosa, 307 nucleotides. The record is from the annotation of a GenBank genome assembly. Lineage: Eukaryota; Viridiplantae; Streptophyta; Magnoliopsida; Asterales; Asteraceae.